Malus domestica (apple) is the source of this 989-nucleotide messenger RNA. Its product is annotated as cytochrome c oxidase subunit 6b-1-like. NCBI's taxonomy places the organism in Eukaryota, Viridiplantae, Streptophyta, Magnoliopsida, Rosales, Rosaceae. Gene Ontology annotation, cellular component: mitochondrion; respiratory chain complex IV. The record is from RefSeq and is a predicted model, not a curated record.
CUAAACCAUUCACACGCUUCGUUGCUCUCGUCUCAUCUCUCUCUCUCCUUGGCGGCCUGAUAUCCUGAAACGCGAGAGCAGCUGAAGAAGAUCCGAUUCCAUCAAUGGCGGAGACGCAAGCCGACAAAAUCCAAACCCUAGCUGAGCAAUACGCAUUGGAGAAAGAUGUGGGUGCCAAGCCUGUCGAAGUAAAAGAAGUUGUUUCUGAGAAACCUGAGGAAGCACCUGCUGCUUCUGCUGCUGCAGCAGAAGAAAGCUCUGAAGUUACACCAGCUGUUGAAGUAAGCAGUGAAGCUAGUCCUACUGCUGCUACUGAAGAAGGCACUGAAACCAAUCCUACCUCUGAAGCUGCUGCUGAAGAAAGCAGUGAUAGUACUGAAAACUCAGGUGACCAAGAAAUAGUUGAAGAGACACCUGAAAUUAAGAUUGAGACGGCACCAGCAGAUUUCCGUUUCCCAACUACUAACCAGACAAGGCAUUGCUUUACCCGAUAUAUAGAGUAUCAUCGGUGCAUAGCUGCAAAGGGGGAAGAUGCUCCGGAGUGUGACAAAUUUGCAAAGUUUUACCGCUCUCUUUGCCCUGGUGAAUGGGUUGAGAGAUGGAACGAGCAAAGGGAGAACGGAACUUUUCCAGGUCCCCUGUAGACGGUGUUUGCUUAAAAACCAAGCGCUGGUCUGCGCGAUGCUGUUAUAUCCAAGUUUUCCUCCAAUAGAUGAGUUUCUACAUUGAGAGUUAAACUCUCUCAGGGAAUGCCCUAUUUGAAAACAAUGAAUUAAUAAGAAAUUUUUGCUUGUUUCAGAAUACAGCAAAAUUGUAGCCCUUGAAAUGAUCUUAUUGUUCAUCACUAAAAGAUGGUUUUUCAUUUUUCAUGACUUUCUGCAUUAGCUGUUGUAAAAUAGUUGCCGAAACCCGGAUGGAAGCUAGGCGACAUUUGUUAAGAGCCUUUUGCACCUGCCACACAAUAAAGGUGCACUGGUGAUAUUGUUUUU